AUGCUUGCGAGCACAGGCGCUCGGCGCUCCGGCAAUAUCGCUGGUGCAGCAAGGUCAACUUUGCAGCAAUCUCUACGCUCGCACAGACAGUUUUCUUCUCUCACCACGUCGAGAAACCCUCAAUCGCAAUGGAGAUCUGUUCUUAAAAACAACUCUACUUUCCGUGCGAAAAAUCACGGCCGAACUCACUCAUCCCUACUCUACUCACACGGUUAUCUCUCGAGUUCAGCGGCAGUGACACCCGACGUAACCCCCGAGACACCAACCCCUAUUUCAUCCCUUCCCCUAGUGACUGGAGGCUCGGUGUAUUUGGCAAUCAAGCGCGGUGGAGAAAUGGGUAUGGACAUAAAGAAUAGUCCCCUUGGAAAAUUUAUGCUUGUUGGAAUGCCCCUCAUUUCGACUGUUGCCAUGCUGUUCUGGCCCGCCGUUUUGCAACUCUACUUCGCCAGCACCGGUAUCCUUGCCCUUGUUCAAUCUUAUCUAACGACCUCUCCUGGUUUCCGCAAAUUUGCUCGUCUUGAGCCGCUUCCAAAACCUGAACCUCAAGAUCCCAACACCACUGGAAUCCCUAGUCGCAUCCGUGUCAUUCCAACUACUGCACGCGCCGUGCCAGAUGCACAACAAGAACCUGAACAACAAGUUUACCCGGCGCAGAAGAUCAGCGUCAUUGACCGUGCCCUCGACAACGUGAAAACCGGAGUCCGUGACAUGCAGAAGCAGGUGAAAGAGAAGAUGGAUGAAAUGUCAGGAAAUAAGGAGGAAACGAACCCCGAUGGAACACCAAAGGUGUCACGAUUGUCUAAGCAAGAACUGGAGAAUGCAGCGGCCUACGAAAAGCGACGGAAAGAACAAAUUGAGAUGGAGCGAGAGUUGAGAAACCAAAGGCUAAGGCAACAAUAUACCAUGAAGAACGGAGACCAAAACGGGAAAUGA
Uncinocarpus reesii 1704 is the source of this 933-nucleotide messenger RNA. RefSeq lists its product as uncharacterized. The coding region runs from base 1 to 933 and encodes 310 amino acids. The record is from RefSeq and is a predicted model, not a curated record. The transcript has 4 exons. NCBI's taxonomy places the organism in Eukaryota, Fungi, Ascomycota, Eurotiomycetes, Onygenales, Onygenaceae.